Messenger RNA from Capsella rubella, 1203 nucleotides. RefSeq lists its product as uncharacterized. The transcript has 3 exons. Lineage: Eukaryota; Viridiplantae; Streptophyta; Magnoliopsida; Brassicales; Brassicaceae. The record is from RefSeq and is a predicted model, not a curated record. Bases 48 to 965 code for a protein of 305 amino acids.
AUUUCUCUCUCUUUCGCGCUUAGCUUUAACACAGUAUUGAGACCAAGAUGACGACACUAAACAUGGCGGAAACUCUAGGAACCUUAAUCGAUAACUCCCAAGAAACGGAUUGUACCUACGAUCCUGACGAAGAUGAAAUCGAUCUCUCCCUCCUUCGUCUCAACAGCUUCGGGAACUCCUCCGAUCGCCGCCGUGCGAACUCGUCUCCUCCGCAGUUUCAAUCGUACGGGUCUUUCGGCUCAUCUUCAGCCACCGCGAUAACCAGCCCCGUGAAACGUCCAUCGCCGGAAUCGAAGGAGGCUGACGAGCCGAGACGCAAGAAACUGUUUAUUCCACGACCUGAGGAAGAAGAAGAAGACGCGAAUAUGAUGGGAUAUUCUAAGAUUCCGCUUCCGGUAGUUGAACUCAACCCGAAUCGAAUCCGUUCGCCUCUUUACAAGCGAUCUUUAUCCGAUACAUUUGCUUCGCCCGUUGGAUCUAUACUCGGGUCGGGUAAUACACGAAACGGCGUCGCUCAAGAAACAUCACCGUCUUCGGGUAACGUCCCUUCUCUCCCGCCACGUCCACCGAUGUUCCGGAGGUCCGUCUCUGAUGUUUCGCCGGCACCUUCCUCCAAGGCUCUUCUCCGAUCUUCUCGCUUCAAUCCAAUUCCUGAUGGUGACUUUGUCAAUCCAGAAAGCUCUGAAGCCAAUAAGAUGCUGUAUGUUAUCAAGGAUGGAGUUCGUGAAUUGGAUCAGUGGUGUAACAAGCUCCUUAAGUACGGGGAAGCAGUCUCCUCUGUGAAACAAGACGACAGUCCCAAGGCACAAGAUGAGGUAGUACAAGAGGACCAACAGAGAGACUGUAAAGAAGGUGUGAAAGUGGAUAGAGUCGGCGAGGCGUUUGUGGUUGAGAUCAACUGUCCAUGUGGAAGAAACUACCGAACUCUCUUCUCAGGACGUGACUGCUACUACAAGCUCUUGUAGAAUGGUGACUGCUACUUUUUGCAGUUGUUGACAUCUUCACAUUCUUUGAUCAUCAUUCAUCACCAUCAGUGGAAGGAUCUCUCAUGCUGCUAAUUCAUCACAAAGCUUCUGUAGAUAUGACAUAGACAUUACACGCACUGUUUUCGUGCUUGUAGCUUGUAGAUAGAUACUGGCUAUUCACAUUGUUCCAUUGCCAUACUCUUGUUUUCUCAUUCAUUGAAAUGGAAGUUUGAUUUGU